Molecule: messenger RNA, 609 nt
Organism: Acanthosepion pharaonis
Lineage: Eukaryota; Metazoa; Mollusca; Cephalopoda; Sepiida; Sepiidae
Source: the annotation of a GenBank genome assembly
AUGAUCCAUUAUCUCAUGCCUCUGGUCUUCUCUCACCCUUUUCCUGUAUCUUCUCAUCCUCUCCCUCAUCCCUUCCAAUACAACUAUGAUGAUCCAUUAUCUCAUGCCUCUGGUCUUCUAUCACCCUUUUCCUAUGAUCCAUUAUCUCAUGCCUCUGCUUUUCUCUCACCCUUUUCCCUGUAUCUUCUCAUCCUCUCCCUCAUCCCUUCAUCUCUCCCUCAUACAACUAAGAUGAUCCAUUAUCUCAUGCCUCUGGUCUUUUCUCUCACCCUUUUCCUGUAUCUUCUCAUCCUCUCCCUCAUCCCUUCCAAUACAACUAAGAUGAUCCAUUAUCUCAUGCCUCUGCUUUUUCUCUCACCCUUUUCCUUCUGCUUUUCUCUCACCCUUUUCCUGUAUCUUCUCAUCCUCUCCCUCAUCCCUUCCAAUACAACUAAGAUGAUCCAUUAUCUCAUGCCUCUGCUUUUCUCUCACCUUUUCCUGUAUCUUCUCAUUCUCUCCCUCAUCCCUUCCAAUACAACUAAGAUGAUCCAUUAUCUCAUGCCUCUGCUUUUCUCUCACCCUUUUCCUGUAUCUUCUCAUCCUCUCCCUCAUCCCUUCCAAUACAACUAA